AUGUUAAUUCUUGGUCUUUUGUGAAAAAUUUUCUUAUGGCAAAUUUUUCCAGUUCUGCUUCUCCUUCUUGCAAACUCAGAACACCUUUACUGAUCCUCCAACCCAAUGUUUUACCUUAAUAAAAUUGUAUAUAUUUUAAGAAAAUGCAUUAAAAAUAUUUUGAUUGGCUUACUGAUGAAUGCGAGCUCUUUAAAAAAAGAUAAAGCUUUUGCUCAUCAAAAAAAGGGAAGAGAUGUAAAAUAUGAAUCUAAUAUUUAUCAUUAA
Messenger RNA from Blepharisma stoltei, 264 nucleotides. The record is from the annotation of a GenBank genome assembly. Lineage: Eukaryota; Ciliophora; Heterotrichea; Heterotrichida; Blepharismidae.